Molecule: messenger RNA, 501 nt
Organism: Yamadazyma jaroonii
Lineage: Eukaryota; Fungi; Ascomycota; Pichiomycetes; Serinales; Debaryomycetaceae
Source: the annotation of a GenBank genome assembly
AUGGCAUCAUCAAGUUUAAAAAAGACCACAAAAGAGAAUAUAAAGAUACUUUCCAAUCUCAGAUUAGCCAAUGGAGCUAUCUUAGCAUCAACAUUAUUCCUUAAUUGGCUUUUCAAUGGCUCAAUCUUCUGGUUUAUCUUCUUCAACAUACCUAACGUUACCUGUCAUUUUUUACUUGAAAAAUUCGGAUCACCCAAAUUCAAGGUUGAUCCUAUUGACGGCUAUAAAAAGAUUGUUAAUUCCGGAGAGAACUUGAAUCAAUCAGGAUUAAUUGAAUACUUAUUUGAUGUUAUAUAUUUCAAUUUGUUUUUGGAUGUGUUGCUGGUAGUUACUAAAAGAGCAUGGUAUGGAUGGAUCAUCAUUCCUUUAUUUGUGGGAUAUAAAUUAUCAGGUUUCAUACUUCCUUUCUUGCCUAAAUUUUCAGGUAAUAAGCAACCAAAAGAGCCUGUCCAACCACCAAAAGAACAGAAAAAGAAAGAAAAAAGAAAGAUCAUCAGAUAA